CACGAUCUUUUGUACAAUAUUGUAUUUUACACCCAUCAUGCUGUCGGCGCGGGGCAUCAGGUAUGCCUGCACUCGGCCGAACCAAUUUGCGACAAGGCGCAGUCCAUGGAUUUCUGCAUCCUCUGUAUAUAUCCGACGUUCUCGUCAACCGAUACAGCCCCAAACUACGAAAUCAUAUCUCUCCACCUCGAAAAUCUUGCGGCAGGAAGAUCAGACGAUAGAAGAUGCCGAGAAAGUUGUGCGGGAUGCGAAACAGCGCUUUCGUGACACUUUGCCAAAGGAUUACCUCUCCCCCACCGAGUACGCCCUCUACGUUCGACUGUUUGGCCCGCCCCUGCGAGAAACAAGCCCCGAAGAUGUCGGCAUCGACACGCACGCCGACAUGGCUGGUGCGUCAUACAAAGGUUCCGACGAGGGCACCGUGCUCAAGGAGCUGAAGGGCGGAGAAUUUGAAGAGAUCACGUACAAAAUCGCACCGAAAGAGGCCCCACUCGAGCCAGACUUGGAGGACCUGGAUAGCGAAGCGCGAGCCGAAGACUUGAUCACAGAGGAGCAAGAGAGGGAUCGGGCCUUGGAAGAGCAGCUGCAAGAGGAGGCCGAGGCUGAGGCCGAGGCGGAAGACGAAGCAUGGAGUUUCUCUGAGGAGGAGAUCGAGACGAUUGCAAAUGAGCAAGGCCUUAGUGUGGAAGAAGUUCGUCAACUCGCUGCUACGAAGCCCACUCCAGAACAGCUGGCUGCUCUGGAGGAGCACUUUGGGCCGUCAGAGGAGACCGAAGGGCCGAGCGAAGAAGAGUCCGCUGCUAUUCAGGACAUGCUCAUGCAGGCUUCGCAGCUGAAGGCGCCCAAUCUUCCAAUGCGAGAGGAGCCAGCGUCCCUCACGCCCCAAGACUACAUUGAUGCUGUGGCCAGGAAUCCCCGAGAGGCCAAGGCCAUGAGGGCGUUGGCAGAUGACUUUGCGAGGACACAGAAGGAGCAGCAGGAAGCCGAGGAACGAAUGGAGGCGGAGAAAGAAGAGGGCGAGGUGGUGGAAAGUCAAGAGGAGGCCAGCGCCAAGUCAUGGCCGGAGGAAUUCCCGCUGAAAAUUGCUACCGGCGAGCUGGACGAAGGAUUCACCCGUUUCCAUCCCUACACCGUUGACGGCAGCUUUCAUGGCAAGUCGAUGGAAAUCGCCCUGCCCAAUGCAGAGCUCGUGCAGCCGAUAUCAGAGCUUUUGCGCCGGUCGCACAUCCGACACGUGCGAGAAGCGGCGGAAGCCAGCUUUGGCGGUUCAGGGCUGCCCCUGUCUCCGGAGACUGUCUACGGACUGAGGUCAGGGAGCAUGGGUGGAGUAGGGCUAUCGGCAACUCAGCGCCACAUGACCGAAGUGGAGGCUGAUGCCUUCCUGGCCGGCUUCAUGCCCGCUGCGUAUGCCUCUGUGUACUCUAUUGUGCGCGAGGUGCGGAGGCGUCUCGGCAGCGAGUGGAUCCAAUCAAAGCUGAAGAGCGGCGGAGGCCUCAGUGUGUUGGACGUCGGUACUGGCGGCGCUGGCAUCAUUGCCUGGGAGCAGAUCUUGAAUGCGGAGUGGCGGCUGCUGAAGGAAAAGGGGGAGGUCGAGGGGGACAAGAUUCCGGGGCGCAAGACGGUCAUUGUAGCGUCAGAUCGCCUCCGGAACCGCGUCAAGUCGUUUCUGGACAACACGACCUUCUUGCCGCGACUGCCUGACUACGAGCACUCUGGCGAGAUGAAGGGCGAGCGGUUGGAUGGCGGCGGCAAGGAACAGCCUCGCAAGUCGUACGACGUUAUCAUCUCAUCUCACAUGCUCCUCCGCGAAAAAGAGACACACCGACGCCAGGCAAUCUUGAACAACCUGUGGAAUCUGCUGCGCAAGGACGGUGGCGUUCUGGUCAUGCAGGAGAAGGCUCACCCGCGAGGCUUCGAAGCCAUAGCACACGCGCGUCACAAUGUGCUCUACAAUUUCCUGCUUCCCCCGUCAGGCGAGCCGCGCAUCAGUCCAGAGGAGUUCAACCCGGCUUUCCACCGCGAACCCGAGCCGGGACAUGUUGUUGCUCCCUGUACGAACCAGGGUCUAUGCCCCAUGUACGUGGAGCCCGGGCAGGGCAUUGGACGCAAAGACUUUUGCCACUUUAGCCAACGGUUCAUCCGGCCAAAUUUCUACGUCAAAAUGCUUCGGAAGCAGACGGAUAAUCAGGGUGACGUGCAAUUCAGCUACUUUGCCGUGCAGCGGGGCGUUCCCAUUGGCGCCGAUCAGCCAACAGGCAAGAGGGCCACCGAGCUUGCAAAAGAAGGCUACGAAAACGCAGAAGAGAAGCCAAACAUGCUGACGCUACCGCGUCUGGUCAAUCCUGCUCUAAAGCGAAAAGGCCAUGUGACCAUGGACGUCUGCACCCCGGCCGGCAAGAUCGAACGAUGGACUGUGCCCAAGAGCUUCAGCAAGCUUGCGUAUCACGACGCACGCAAGACGCGCUGGGGAGAUUUGUGGGCGCUUGGGGCCAAGACCACCGCCGAGCGCCCGCCCCGGAACGGCAAGCCAGUCGCAAAGGCCAAGCUGAAGCAAGACUCGAAGAAGAAGGGGCGCAAGUCCGUGAUGGGCGACGAGGCAGACCAGCAGCAAAGGAGGAAGCUGACCAAGGAGGAGAGGCAGAAGGCCAAACUGGAGCAAAUGGAGGCGCUGGAGCGGGAGCAUGACGAGGCUGUUGACGAGAUGGUGGAUGCGGACAUUGGCCUGGACGAGGACAUUAGGAGGGAGAUGGAACGUGAAGGCAAGAGGUGAUGAUGGCGACUGGAGGGGAGGUUGUACACUGUGUAUCAUAUGUAUUGCAUAUCUGGCGUUGGCUAGGGAUACCCAUCUAUCUAGUAUGUGUCUUGCUCAGUCGCAAGGGUUCGCUUGGUCCGUGAUCAUCAUGUCCUGUUGGAUUGUGCAUCUCCUAUCUGUGAUAAACUGAGCUCAUCACACAGCGAUAAGUUGGUGGAGUGGAUAGAGUGUCUGGCGCAUCUCCGGAUGCUGAAUCAGUCAAAUGCCGCCGCUCUGAUUGGACGCGGUUCUCGGCUCGGGGCAUGGCGUCAAUGGCGAUGGGGGGAUGGCAACCCGAUUGCGGAUACUUUUAGCGUGCAUCCAUCUUUUUUCGUUAGGAU
This is a messenger RNA of Emericellopsis atlantica, 3132 nucleotides long. RefSeq names its product mitochondrial small ribosomal subunit Rsm22-domain-containing protein. The transcript has a single exon. The coding region runs from base 38 to 2770 and encodes 910 amino acids. Lineage: Eukaryota; Fungi; Ascomycota; Sordariomycetes; Hypocreales; Bionectriaceae. Gene Ontology annotation, molecular function: methyltransferase activity; structural constituent of ribosome. The record is from RefSeq and is a predicted model, not a curated record. Gene Ontology annotation, biological process: translation. Gene Ontology annotation, cellular component: mitochondrial small ribosomal subunit.